Molecule: messenger RNA, 789 nt
Organism: Mauremys reevesii (Reeves's turtle)
Lineage: Eukaryota; Metazoa; Chordata; Testudines; Geoemydidae
Product: transmembrane protein 217-like
Exons: 1
Coding region: 31-609 (192 amino acids)
Source: RefSeq, a predicted model, not a curated record
UUGGCCAGCAACGUUGCCUGUGGAGAAAACAUGAUCAUCUUGUGCCCGGGGGGGUUCUGUGGCAUGUCCCCCAAGGUUGGGGCCACUGUAGCUGCUGUCUACAUGAUCCUAAUGACCAACAUGUACCUGAUCUUCGAGGUUGGCCACUUGGAACAAGCAAUGACGGACAUGGCACAAAUCAAGUCCUUCAACUUGACCAAAGUGGGGAAGAUGCUACUGUAUUGCUACUAUACAGCCAUCACGCUGGCUGUCAUGAGCUACCCGGUGUGCGUCUUCCUCAUCUACUCAGUCCACAAGCGGCUCUACAUAGGCAUGUUCGCCUAUGUCGCAUGGAUCAUCUUCUAUGAUCUGGCUAACUGCCUCAUCGUGGCUGUGGCUUACCAGGUCUCCAAAGAAGCCUGGUUUUCCCUCAGCCCCCUGGAGUGGUUUGGGCUGGCCACCAGGAUCCCCAUGGAUUGCUUCUGGCUCGCCUUCGUUGUCACGUAUGCCCUGACGAUUAUUGAAAGCAAAGGGCAAGGAAGGAUGUCGCUCAGGAAGAGGCGGAUCUCUAGGAACGUGUCAGAACCGCCCAGGUUUAGGUUGGGCUCCACUGCUAGGCAAGGCGUGUGAGGGGAGGUAUCGGAGCAGUACGUUGGGCCCCAUUUUCAUAUAUUUCCUACUGAUGGAGAUGAAAGACCAUUACCCGUGUAAUCUCCUUCCUCUGUUGUGUAAUUCAGUGUUUCUCUUGCUGUUGCUGCAUUUUCCAGGCUGUGAGUUCAAGUCCUGAAUAAAUACCCCAAAAGCCCAUGA